AAAAAUUUUCAAGGAGAACUAUUCCUGACUUCUUCGCUUCCACCUGGAGACGAGUUUUGUACCCUGCUUGUAGCCAAGGAUCAAUUUGGACAAGAGAGGAGUGUCCCGGUAGCGAUAAACACAGGUGGUCCGCGACGUGAAUGUGUUAAUUUUGACACUACUGGUUUGUCAUCUUCAACUUAUCAUGGACCCCAUCGUGGAUCCGUUGGACCUUGGUUUCCGCUAGGACCACCAACUUCGACCCCAGCUGAACCAUUCACGACAUACACAGUACAACCAGAACUUCCACCUUCUACCCCACGUUCGCCAUGGGAAACAGAAAGCCCACCACCCGAUGACACGACCACAGCAGCAACGACCACACGGACAACUGUCACAACGACUUCGCGGACAACUGAGACAAGCGAUGAAGCUAGUACUGAUGUAACUGCAACGGAGGAACCAAGCCUUCCGUACACUACACCACCUUCUUCUGACAUUGAGACAACUGUCACUACCCGAACGUACGUCACAUUUCCAAGGGAACCAUUCCCUAUACCAUCUGAAACUGUCUCACCUGAAAGCCAGAAUACGGACGCUAGUCUCGUACCUACCGAAGAGGUCAUUCCUACCAUAACCAUAACUUCCGAAUCAGGUGUCUUACCUGACGCAAACGAAAUUACUAGCACAACUGGCUCAGCUGAAGAAGCUGAAACUACGCUUGCUGUGAUUAUGCCUGAUUCAUCUCCAGAAACUUUACCUCCGUCUUUGGAGACUGUUACCGAAAGCGCACCUCCACUUGUCACUGUCACACCGGAUUCACACCCAUCACCUAUGACUCGCCCAACAUCAUUUGUCACCAGUGAUAACUUUCCGAUUCCUCUGCUGCCACUGAACACUAAAGCUUUACCCGGAAGUUCGUCUACUUUGCAGCCUAGCUCUCCUGAAGUUACCUUGGAGCCAACCUUGGAGCCAACAACAGAGAAUGAAUUCACAGUUUCGGUUACACCAGAUACAUCCCUUGUUACCGUAACAGCAUGGCCAACGGAGAUGGCUACUCAUUCCAUCACUGCGGAUCACACAUUGAGUUCCCUAAGUUCUGGCACAGAGUUGGAGGUGGAGUCUAGUGAUGUUACCACACUCUCGUACGAGUUGACUUUUCCACCUCCUAUGGAAAUAACGACAGUAACUUCAGAUGAAUAUUUUAGCACCGAUAGCACAGGAUACUUGGAAGGUACUUCCACGGUGACUCCUGCCGAUAUAACUACUCAAGCCGAUUUACCGCCCAUUCUGCCGCCUAUUGUCAUUCCAACGGGUUCAGCUUACAACUAUGGAACUACUACUACAGUUGUGACCACUAAAGGAAAAACAACAUUGGAUCCAUACUAUGGAGUAGCAUGCUCAAAACGUGGUGAACCAAUUUGGGAUCUAAUCUGUGAGCUGAGCAAAGCUUCAGUUAGGAAAGAUUGA
Messenger RNA from Cylicostephanus goldi, 1449 nucleotides. NCBI's taxonomy places the organism in Eukaryota, Metazoa, Nematoda, Chromadorea, Rhabditida, Strongylidae. The record is from the annotation of a GenBank genome assembly.